Saccoglossus kowalevskii is the source of this 1827-nucleotide messenger RNA. Its product is annotated as E3 ubiquitin-protein ligase RNF8-like. The record is from RefSeq and is a predicted model, not a curated record. Gene Ontology annotation, biological process: protein K48-linked ubiquitination; double-strand break repair; ubiquitin-dependent protein catabolic process. Gene Ontology annotation, cellular component: nucleus; site of double-strand break; ubiquitin ligase complex. Gene Ontology annotation, molecular function: ubiquitin protein ligase activity; zinc ion binding; nucleic acid binding. Lineage: Eukaryota; Metazoa; Hemichordata; Enteropneusta; Harrimaniidae.
GCCAUAAUGGCGGCUAGUUGCUGGUGUUUGAAACGCCUGGGCGAAAAAAUCGGCGACUUGUCGUAUAUUCCGUUACCAUCAGGCAUUGAAGUUACUUUAGGUAGAGGUCUGGAUGUGACUGUGCAAUUACUGCCUGAUGAAGAACCAUUAAUGAUUUCCAGAAAACAUGCAAUAUUUCAAGAUAACGACAAUACCUGGACAGUUGUAGAUAAUAAAAGUAUAAAUGGAAUCUUUAUCAAUGGAAAGAAGAUAAAGCCAUUAAAACCCCAUCAAGUCAAAGAAAAUGACAUUGUCCAAAUCGGAAAAAAGCCAAAUGAAAAAACUCCACCAGAAUUUGUUUUUAAAUUUAUUGAAGAGAGACAUACACCCCAGGAAAUACAAUCAGUUUUUAAUAAAAAGAAGCAAUUGCAACCAAAUAAACCAGCAAAUAAAAAGAAUGGCGUUAAGAGGAAAAGUUGUGAUACCAAUACUGAAAGUCACACCACAAGAAAAAAAGAUUGUAAGUUAUCUGGGGCAGGUGAGCCUAGUACUAAACGAUAUAAAAUUCAAAACAGUCAAGAACCGGGACCUUCAAACAUUUCUGAAAACUCAAGGCCUGUGCCUACUGUUGGAUCGUCUAGUCCAACUAAAGGAAAGAAAGUCAAUCUUUCAGAAAAACAGCUUCAGGACAUGAAAAAUAAAUUGAAAGAACAGGAAAAUCUAGCUGAGGUUAAAGUCCAAGAAGCUGAGCACCAGUUACUAAGAAUGCAGUCUGUUCUCACUGCAAAUGAAAAUGCCAAGGUACAGUUAGAGGAGAAAUUAAAACUCAGAGAACAGGAGAUGUUGAAAGAAGUGGAAGAGCAGAAAGAGAGAUUGCAAGCAGAGAAAGAACUGCUGCAGAAACAAAUGAAGGAAUUCAUGGAAAUUCAGUUGAAAGAGAAGGAAGAAAAAAUGUUGCUGGAGUUAAAACAGCAGAGGGACACACUUCAACUGGAGAAGAAGAAAGUAGAGGAGAGUUUACAAAAGGAAUUACAAGUGAAGUUGGUUGAAAAAGAUAAGGAUUUACAAGUUACGUUGGAGAAACAGAAAGAAAAACUGGAAGAAAUAAUAUCUAGGAAAGAAUUGGAAUACACUGUCCUGGAAAGUCAGUUAAAAGAAAGUAAGAUGGAUAAAGAGCAACAAGAGCUGAGCAUCCAGAAAGCCAAAGAAGAGGCGAUCCAGAAUGUAGCAGACGUCAUGGAAGAUGAGUUACAGUGCAGUCUCUGCUAUGAGUUAUUUGUUGAGGCUACUACAUUGAGUUGCUCGCAUUCAUUUUGUAAUUGGUGCAUAACGGAAUGGCUGGUAACCAAGAAGCAUUGUGACUGUCCUGUAUGUAGAGCCAAAGUAACAAGUCGCAAUAAAUCCAUCGUGCUAGAUAGUUAUAUUGAUAAAAUGGUGGAAAACCUAAGUGAUGAGCUUAAAACCAGAAGAUUGGAACUGAUUGCUGAAAGGAAAAAAAACACACAGGACAGAGGGGCUCAUAAGCGAUCUCCAAAGAAACAAUCUGACAGUCAUAGAACAGGUGAUGAGACAACUACCAUUAGUGCCAGGACAAGUGGACCAGCAACAAGAUCACGUACACACAUGGUCGUGAUUGACAGUGACUCCGAUGAUGAUGAUGAUGAUGAUGAUGAUGAUAAUAAUAACAGUCCGAUUGAUAUAUCUAGUGAUAAUAACUCUGAUGAGUUUGGUGAAAACUCUGACUCUUCUGAUGUGGAAGGAGAUUCUGAUGCUAUUUAUGGUGGUUAUGGAAGAUGUUAUGUUUGUGGUUCAACAGGUCACUGGGCUCCUGGGUGCCCCUUCAGGUAG